UAUAAAUGUCAAGGUUGGAGAUCAUUUUCGGUGGUAAAGGGUAAUGAAAGAGAAGCGGAGAACUAUUCAAUGCCAGAAGCAAUGGGACUUCUUUGGUGUACUUCAUUCAUAUCCGAGAAUAGUCUUGAGAUUGAUUACUGUCAUCUAUGGCGCAAUAACAAGCCAAAAUGUGACGAGAUUGUUACAAAAUUAAUGAUUGCAACAUUAAUCCUGGAGAUUGGCUCACUAAUUUGGGUGGCUAUAACUUUCUGCGCUUGCUGUUGCCGUGAAUUUUGGAUUUUCCUUCUACCGUUAGCAGCUUUUCUAGCCACAAUAACAUUAGCUAUUGCAAUAUUUAUAUACACUCGAAAUAAUAAAACUGCUUUUGACAUAUUGAACGAAAACAAAGAAGCUGCAUCAGAAACUUAUCAUGUCAAUUUCUUUUACAGCUAUUAUAUAGCCUGGGCUGCUUUGUCCUCGGCCAUUAUUUGCAUUCUGGUCGGUGCUCUUGUCAAGAAACUUGCUCAUGUCUGUUGCUAA
Acanthocheilonema viteae is the source of this 519-nucleotide messenger RNA. NCBI's taxonomy places the organism in Eukaryota, Metazoa, Nematoda, Chromadorea, Rhabditida, Onchocercidae. The record is from the annotation of a GenBank genome assembly.